This is a messenger RNA of Octodon degus (degu), 2939 nucleotides long. RefSeq names its product NACHT, LRR and PYD domains-containing protein 1-like. The transcript is spliced from 7 exons. Gene Ontology annotation, cellular component: cytoplasm. The record is from RefSeq and is a predicted model, not a curated record. Gene Ontology annotation, molecular function: protein binding. Gene Ontology annotation, biological process: regulation of inflammatory response. NCBI's taxonomy places the organism in Eukaryota, Metazoa, Chordata, Mammalia, Rodentia, Octodontidae.
AGUGAUCUGGAGAAAACCACAGAUGUGAAGCCUUAAGCCCUAUAUGGGGCUGUAAUCCACCACCUGUACUGCAUCUCCAACCUCCUCAUCUCCAGCCAAGCUGAGCAAGAUUUGAUUCCAAGUCAAGAUGGAAGCAUCUGAAGCAGAGGGAAUAAAGGAGCAAGAAGCAGUUCCCCUGCCUAGAUUACAAAGGGCUGGUGAAUUAAAGUAUCUCUUGGCCUCUUACCUGGAGCAACUAAAGAAGGAGGAGUUACAGGAGUUCCAGCUUUGGGUCCAGAACACAACACACCUCAUAAUCCUUUCUGGUAAAACAUCAGUUCAGACACUGAAGAUAAGUGGAACAGAUGUGGCCUCAGAUUUGGUGGCUCAGUAUGGAGAGCAUCAGGCAUGGGACCUGGCCAUUGACACCUGGAAACAGAUGGGCCUGACCCUUCUACAUGACAAGGCCUUGGAAGAAGCAUCCUUGAUGUUGGGAGCACAUGGAUCAGAGAAAGAUUAUCCAAUGCAACCAGAUGAAGAAUCUACACACAGAGAAGGAAUGGAACCAAUUUAUAUCCCUGAGACAAAUGAGAAGUCAGGCCCAGCACAGUCCUGGAAAACUAAUUAUUUUCAUGAAAAAUUCACUCAGCUGCUACUUCUACAUACAUCUCAUAUAAAAGAUAAGAAAUACCUGGCCAGAGAGAGCUGGAUUUAUGACUCAGUAGUAGAUCAAGGAGAUUUGAUUGAGAUUCAAGACUUAUUUGGGCCUGGCCCAGGUACCCAGGAAGAACCUCACACAGUCAUACUAUAUGGGGCUGCUGGGACUGGGAAAUCAACACUGGCCAGGCAAGUGAGAGGAGCCUGAGAGGAAGGACAGCUAUACAGGGACCGCUUCCAGUAUGUCUUCUAUUUCAACUGCAGAGAGCUGAACCAGUGCAAGGUGAACAGCCUGGAGGAGCUCAUGGCAACAGACUGGGCAUCCACUGAAGUUCCCAUCAAGGAUAUCCUGUCUUGUCCAGAACAGGUGCUCUUCAUCAUGGACAAUGUGGAUCAGCCAAUAUCAAACUCGGAGGAUCUUAAUUCUGAGUACCUUCCACAGGGGAGAUAUUCACAUCCAGCACCUCCAGUAUUGGGCCAUCUACUGGGGCCAGACUUACUUUUCAGGGCUUAUUUUCUGAUCACAACUCGGACCACAUCUCUGGAAAUAUUCGCUUAUUCUUGGCAGGCCUGUUGUGUAGAAGUUCUCGGUUUCUCAGAGUCUGGAAGGAAGGACUAUUUCAAGAACUAUUUCAUAGAUGAAGGUCAAGCAAUUAUAGCACUUAGUUUGGUUGAACCAAACCCAUUUCUCUUGACACAAUGUCUUGUGCCCUGGGUAUGCUGGCUGGUCUGCACUUGCUUGAAGCAGCAAAUGGAGCAGGAAAAAGUAGGCCCACUGACCUGUCAGACCACCACAGGUCUCUUACUCCACUACCUUUCCCAGGCUCUCCCAGUUCCACUUCAAGAGAUUCAGGUCAGGCAACUGUGUUCUGAAGCUGCUGAUGGCAUCUGGCAAGGAAACACCUUUUUCAGUGCAGAUGAAUUCAGUGAGCAUGGGUUAGAAGAGGCCACCAUCUUGAGUUACCUGAAGACAGGCUUUCUGCAAGAGCACUGUAGUACUCUGAGAAAGAUCAUCACUCACCAGGUUUUCCAGGAGUUCUUUGCUGCAGUGAUCUUUGUGUUGGAAAAUUCAAAGCUUAUGAAUGAAUAUAAUUUUGAGCUCACAUGGAUACGAAUUUGGCUAAAAUUACAUCCAUGGCAUGACCUUUCAAGAAUCUUGUGUUUCCUAUUUGGCCUUUUAAGUGAACAGGGGACCAAGGAGGUAGAGAAGAUUUUUUCCUGCCAACUACCAGCUGGGGGAAAGUGGAAGCUGCUGCAGUGUAUCAAGGAGGAGACCCAACUUAAGUCACAAUACUCUCUAAACUUCCUCCACUGUUUGUAUGAGACUCAGGAUGAGGAACUCAUGACACAGGAAAUGGCUAAUUUCCAGGAAACUAGGGUGUGUGUCCGUACAGACAGGGAACUCCUGCUGGUCACUUUCUGUGUUAGAUUCUCCAGUCAUGUGACAUGGCUUCAACUGAAUGACAGUGAACUGUCCAUGUGGACACCAUCCACCGAUGCCACUUGGAAGGUUCUCUUCUCCAUUCUCCAGGUCACUGGCAGCCUGAAGGAGCUGGACCUAAGUGGAAAUCCACUGAAUCUGUCUGCUGUGCAGAGUCUUUGUGAAACCCUGGGUCACCCUCACUGCCAGCUGGAGAUCCUGAGGUUGGCUGCCUGUGGGCUCACAGCUGAGAGCUGCACACACCUGGAUAUUGGCCUGAGCACCAGCCAGACCCUGACAGACCUGGAGUUGGACUUCAACAUGCUAACAGAUUCUGGGGUCAAGCACCUUAGCCAGGGUCUGAAACAUCCAAGCUGCAAACUUCAGAAACUAAAGCUGCUUGGCUGUGGCCUAACAUUCAACUGCUGCCAGGACCUGGCCUCUGUGCUCAACACCAGCCCCAAGCUCAAAGAGUUGAACCUGCAGCAGAAUGACCUGGGAAGUUAUGGUGUCCAGCAGCUCUGUGAAGGUCUCAGAAACCCCACAUGCCAACUCACACUACUAUGGUAAGACUAUGGGGUCCCUGGGAUGGGAAAAGCAGAAAAAUUGAUGAAGGUAUAGCUAGCUUGGGCUUCAUACUAGCUAGGUUACUUAUGCUCUGUGACUCCAGAAAGUCGCAGUCUUCUGUAAGACUGUUUCCUAGUCAGUGUAUGGGGACUAUCACACAAAUGUGUGGAUCAUAAUAAAAUAAAAUGUUUGGGUCUAGCUCAAUGGUGCACCACUUGUCUACCAUGGAUGUGGUUCUGCAUUCCAUCCCGACUCCCCAAAAGCAGGUGAUGUGAAAACAAGGAAUCAACCAAAUGAUAUUUAUUUAUGAAGUGCA